Messenger RNA from Phialemonium atrogriseum, 1249 nucleotides. RefSeq names its product deoxyribose-phosphate aldolase. The transcript has a single exon. Gene Ontology annotation, molecular function: deoxyribose-phosphate aldolase activity. Bases 101 to 910 code for a protein of 269 amino acids. Gene Ontology annotation, biological process: deoxyribonucleotide catabolic process; carbohydrate catabolic process. Gene Ontology annotation, cellular component: cytoplasm. Lineage: Eukaryota; Fungi; Ascomycota; Sordariomycetes; Cephalothecales; Cephalothecaceae. The record is from RefSeq and is a predicted model, not a curated record.
GGGGCAUCUUCCAACUCCCACUUUGAUACUUCCACUCCGACAUAGCACCCCAUCCGGCCACAGAACCCCCCCCCCCCAACAAGUCACACCCGCCGCAACCAUGGCCACCCUCACCGUAACCCUCGGCUCCCUCGCCAAGCUAAUCGACCACUCCCUCCUGCACCCCACCAUGACCGACGCCGAGGUCGACGCCGGCCUCGCCGUCGCGCGCAGCCACGGCGUGGCGGCGGCCUGCGUCAAGCCCUACAGCGUCCCCGCCGCCGUGCGCGCCCUGUCCGGCUCGGGGGUCCUCGUCUGCGCCGUGGCCGGCUUCCCGCACGGCAGCUCCACGACGGCCAGCAAGGUCGCCGAGGCGGCCGCCGCCGUAGCCGCGGGCGCCCACGAGGUCGACGUCGUCGUCAACGUCGGCAAGGUGCUGGGCGGCGACUGGGGGUACGUGCGAGACGAGAUCCGCGCCGUCAACGACGCCGUCGUCGGGACCCCCGUCGGCGGAGAUGACGGCGGCGGGCGGAACGGCAUCUUGAAGGUCAUCUUCGAGAACGACUACCUCGGCGACGAGCAGAUCGCGCGCCUGUGCGGGAUCUGCAGCGAGGUCGGGGUGGCGUUCGUCAAGACCUCGACGGGGUACGGGUUCGUCAAGCAGCCGGACGGUGCGUACUCGUACCGCGGGGCGACGGUCCCGCACCUGCGGCUGAUGAGGGCGAGCUGCGGGCCCGACGUGCGGAUCAAGGCCGCCGGCGGCGUGAGGACGCUGGACGAGUUCCUAUACGUCGCGUCGCUCGGCGUGACGAGGGUCGGCGCCUCGGCGACGGUUGCCAUCAUGGAGGAGGCCAGGAGGCGGGGGAUUACGGAGCAGCCGACAGAGGUUACGGUGAAACCCAUUGGAGAUUCGCUGGGCGGAACAUACUGAUUGCAUAGCAAUGGCGAUUACUAUCACGAGUUUUUCUCUGUACUGGGAGUGGCGUGAUGUCGUACCAUGAAUGAAAUAGCAGCAUCAACUUCAACGCUUUGGUAUUCUAUUCAGCGUACCUAGUACCUAGGAUACGAAUGCGUAUAGCGAUACUCCUCGCUGAAGCUACUACGGGUGACGCGCCCGCCACAGCAUAGACUAUGACGACGCUUACACUGAUAGUGCUAGCAUCCCUCGGCGUGGCGGUGUCCCAUUCCCACAACACUUGCUCUCCCACAGCAUCUUGCUGUGCUGCAACCCAUUAUAUUCCGAAAACCGUUGCUAGUUCAUCAAUCAACU